Penicillium samsonianum is the source of this 417-nucleotide messenger RNA. RefSeq lists its product as uncharacterized. Lineage: Eukaryota; Fungi; Ascomycota; Eurotiomycetes; Eurotiales; Aspergillaceae. The record is from RefSeq and is a predicted model, not a curated record. The transcript has a single exon. The coding region runs from base 1 to 417 and encodes 138 amino acids.
AUGCGCAAUCACUGUAUCUCUUCUGCUACGCCAAUGCUGCACAGCAUGUCUGUUUCACGACAACCUUGGCGGACCAUCCUACCGUUACAGUCCGCCAUACACCCGCCUGUUCUCCGUGCACCACUUGGAGUCCGAGAUUACUCCAUCUUCGAGGAUUGGAAAGGGAGUUCAGCGGAAGAUCACACACGCAAGCGGUCUAAGAAAGGCGAUACAGAGGAUGUACAUUCAGAGGCAGCCGCCUCUGGAUUGAGGGAAAGGAAAACAAACCAGGGUCUUGCAGAUGAAACCAAGUCACAGGGAAUGACGGAGAGGGGCGGGAGCAAGUAUGGAAGGAAGGCUAAAGAGGAGCAUCCCAAAGCGCCAGAGCCGGUCAUUGGCAUGAAUGACGAGCGGUCAAAGGUCAGUUCAUAUGAAUGA